Molecule: messenger RNA, 1080 nt
Organism: Merops nubicus (carmine bee-eater)
Lineage: Eukaryota; Metazoa; Chordata; Aves; Coraciiformes; Meropidae
Product: limb region 1 protein homolog
Exons: 8
Coding region: 7-708 (233 amino acids)
Biological process (GO): signal transduction
Molecular function (GO): transmembrane signaling receptor activity
Source: RefSeq, a predicted model, not a curated record
UCUUCCAUGGUGGAGUACCAGACAGCAGAGUUGAAACGGGAGCUUGAAAAAGUGAGAAGCAGAAAAACAAAUCUAGAACGGCGGAAGAAAGCGUCUGCUUGGGAAAGGAAUCUAGUCUAUCCAGCUGUUAUGAUAUUGCUACUGAUUGAGACAUCCAUCUCAGUCCUCUUAGUUGCUUUCAACAUUCUUUACCUGUUGGUUGAUGAGACGGCAAUGCCAAAGGGAUCAGGGGGGCCUGGAAUAGGAAAUGCCUCUCUAUCCACCUUUGGUUUUGUGGGAGCAGCACUUGAAAUCAUUCUGAUUUUCUAUCUUAUGGUGUCCUCUGUCGUCGGCUUCUACAGUCUUCGGUUUUUUGAAAAUUUCACUCCCAGGAAGGAUGACACAACUAUGACAAAGAUCAUUGGAAACUGUGUCUCAAUCUUAGUGCUGAGCUCUGCUUUGCCAGUGAUGUCAAGAACGUUGGGAAUCACCAGAUUUGAUCUGCUUGGAGACUUUGGAAGGUUUAACUGGCUGGGAAACUUCUAUAUUGUGUUAUCUUACAACUUGCUCUUUGCUAUUGUGACAACAUUAUGUCUGGUCAGAAAAUUCACUUCUGCUGUGAGAGAAGAGCUCCUGAAGGCAUUAGGAUUAGAUAAACUUCAUCUGUCCAGCAAUCCAAGAGACUCAGAGACAAAGCCGUCUGCAAAUGGGCACCAGAAAACACUGUGAUUAACAAUCACCUGCAAUCAACAGAGCUGAAGACAUCAACCUCAUGGCAUUCCGGUCAUCUCAUCAGCAUUUUUAUACUAAGUUUAUUUGUUGAUAAUUCGGGUCCAACCUGGUCUCAGUUUUUUUUUUUUUUUUUGAUGCUGUGUGCUUCUGAGGAAGUUAGGUAUAUAAGAUUCUUCUCUUUCCAGUGAACUUUUGGUCUGCUUGUUUAUUUCUGAGUAAGUUAAUGCAGGAGGUGCCUUGAAGACUGGAAGCUGAAGAGAACAACGCAUUCCUUUUUGACAGUCUCACAUCUUAGAUAUAAACCUGCUACCAUUUGAAUGCACAGUACCUCCUGUGUUAUACAGACACAGCUAUAAGGAAUAACUUUGG